This is a messenger RNA of Mercurialis annua (annual mercury), 428 nucleotides long. RefSeq lists its product as uncharacterized. The transcript has 3 exons. NCBI's taxonomy places the organism in Eukaryota, Viridiplantae, Streptophyta, Magnoliopsida, Malpighiales, Euphorbiaceae. The annotation marks the transcript as partial. The record is from RefSeq and is a predicted model, not a curated record.
UAUAUCCUUGAAGAAUUUGUUCUUCUCCCGUAAUAUUAUAAUACAUUACCCAGAAAUUACAUAUAAUACCAAAUCUAUAUCAAAUCGGUAUAGCUUCCAAAACGUAUUAUUUCAAGUUCAGCUGUUCAAAUCAUACCAAUAUUGCUCAUAGCCAAAAGCAACGAAACUUUCUAAUGGCACGUUGGAUCAAGCCUGAGGUCUACCCGUUAAUGGCUGCCAUGGCAUUCGUAACAAGUUUGUGCACCUUCCAACUUACAAGGAAUGUGUUUCUGAAUCCUGAUGUCAGGGUCAACAAAGUUCAUCGCCGCAUGGCACUUCUGGAAAACGAAGACGAAGGAGAAAAAUAUGCAGAGCAUGGCUUAAGGAAAUUUCUUCGAACUCGCGAACCGGAAAUCAUGCCUGCCAUCAGGCUAAUAAUCACCCACGGA